GAGCUUUAAUGUGCAGCAUGCUGGUCCAGUCUGACAGAGCAGCAAACCAGUUACUCGAUGCAGGAGGAUUUCUCUGAAGCUUGUAGAGUGGUGACAGAAGUAUCACGAUGCCUGGAAAAGGUCACCAGCGCUCCACAGGAACCAAAGCGGUGUUCUACACACCCGUGGCUGGCGUGGAAGAAGUUCGGACCGGACAGCUUCUCAAAUCUCCUCCUCAAAACCGCUUCAAGAAUUUGGGAUCAUGGAAGCACCGCUUCUUUGUUCUUUUCAAAACCAAAGAGGACACGUAUUUACUGAAGUACUUCCGGAGUGAGGAUGAACGGGACAAGGUCAAGGGGGGCAUCGAUAUUGCCAAGAUCUCUUCAAUCCAACCAUGCCCUAACAAGCACCCCAAAUGGGAGUGGAUCGAAAGAACCUUCAGGUGCCCUGCAGACUGUGUGCUUUUCAUCGAGACACGGGACAGGGAGUACUUCCUGAUUGCUGAAAACAGGGCCAGAGUGCGCGGCUGGUACAUUGACAUCUGCAAUGCAAUGAUGAACCUUUCGUCUCCUCACACGAGUCCAGAGGACCCUCAUUUGCCUGGCCUGACCCAAAACCUGGACCGAGGUGUCUGCAGACCCAAGCCGAGUAUCGGGAAGCUCCGCUCCUUGUCAGAGCCAAUGCCUCAUUCAGAGCGGCAUGUCAUUACCCGUCCCAAAACCCUGCCAUCAAGAGACUGGGGAACUCAGACCAGGAGCGAAAAGCUAACACCCACCGCCCCACCAAGGCCAGAUGAUGAAGACACCACCCACUACAUCACGCCCAGGGCUGUGCUGGAAGCCAUCAGUCAGGAUAAUGGCGACGACGAGGAUGAUUCAGAGGAAGAGAACAGUUUCUACAUGAAGAUGGACAAACUGAGGGAAAUCUUGGAUGAAGACAUAUAUGAGAACAUUGACCUGGAGAAGGAGGGGGUCAAAAAGGACAGACAACAGAUGUCCCUCUCCAUGGCAACCAAGACAUUGGAUAUCCAAAAGAUGGAGAUGAACAGCAGGAACUGGUGUGAUGAGGUGAAGAGAAAUUCAGGAGAUUCCCUGGACUCCGGGUGUCUGUACAGUGGAGCCAGCAGCUCGUCCCUCACAGACGACACCUCAGAUUUGCAGACGGAUGGAGCAUCUGGAGCACUGAAGCUUCUGGAGGAUCCAGUCAGCAGUGAUGAAGCAGCACCAGUGGAGAAGGAGAUCAUCCUGGACCAGACUGAUGUGAGGGAGCACCUGAAGCUGGAGGAGAUAGACGGGAGACCCUGCAUCACCCAGUGGACUGCACCCUCUGAAUCAACGUGCAAGUUCCACCAAGGAGACCGAGUCCUGGCUGUGAAUGACCUAGAGACCAACACUGUGGCUGAUGUGGAGAUGUACCUGUGCAAGCUGCUGAAGAAAACGAUGAGACUGACCAUCCAGAGGUUACCAGGGUCCAAGUCUUUCCAUGCUGACUACUGCUGCUGUGACUGAGGCUCCUGUGGACGUCAGCCUGAAGGGGUCAUGCCCUGGUCUGGCCACAUGACUACGUUCACCUGCCAGCCCUUCUCUUCAGCCCAAAAGGACUCUGGAAUGGCCUCGUUCUCCAUGAUCUCCACUCUUACACAAGCACCUGUGUUCCAAAGACCACUGCCUCAUGGCUCUGACAGCAAUUUAGAAGAACAGCAGCCGUAACUGUUGUGUUUACGGUCACUACACCAAGAGCAGCGAACACAGGGUGAGGAAGACACCCAUGCUAUGGUCUAAUCUCGGGUUGUGCUUUGCCUGCAGUGAGGAACAUACACUUCAGGAAGUUAUGAAGACCUUCAGCACAUGUCAUCACUUACAGCUUUAGUGAAUGGAAAAGUACUGAUAAUUUGAAUUAUUUACUCAUCACAUAGUUCUUUAGACUUUUACUUAUAAAUCACAUCUGUUCAGAUUAAUCAUCUUUUAAAAUGAGAGAACAGCAGUGUCCUCGUAAAAUCAGAAACUUUCUGGACCUGAGAACUUGGCUCAACUAAGUAUUGCACCUCAGAGGCGGAGCCAUACACUAACUCCAUCCCUCUGGAAGCCUGAUUGGCUGAUUCUUAGUUCCAGUUGCAGGUAGUAUUUAUAUUUACAUUUAUUUAUUUAGCAGAUGCUUUUCUCCAAAGCACCUUUCAAUGGA
Molecule: messenger RNA, 2160 nt
Organism: Scleropages formosus (Asian bonytongue)
Lineage: Eukaryota; Metazoa; Chordata; Actinopteri; Osteoglossiformes; Osteoglossidae
Product: pleckstrin homology domain-containing family S member 1-like
Exons: 16
Coding region: 108-1487 (459 amino acids)
Source: RefSeq, a predicted model, not a curated record